GCUCUUCAUUCGCAACCACCAUGUUCUCCAUCGCUCGCUCUGUCCUUCGCCCUACUCUUGCUCGCACGUUCGCGGCCCCAGCGUCCAGCGCGUCGGUCCACACGCUUCCUGAGCUUCCCUAUGGCUACAACGCUCUUGAGCCUCACAUCUCUGAGCAGAUCAUGAAGCUUCACCACCAAAAGCACCACCAGGCCUACGUCAACGGUUUGAACGCUGCGGAGGAGCAGUAUGCCAAGUCGGACUCGACCAAGGAGAAGAUUGCCCUCCAGUCUGCCCUCAAGUUCAACGGCGGUGGUCACAUCAACCACUCCCUUUUCUGGAAGAAUCUUGCCCCCGCCAACGAGGACGGCGGCAAGCUCGCUGACGGUGCCCUCAAGAGUGCUAUUGAGCGCGACUUUGGCUCCUUCGAAGAGUUCAAGAAGAAGUUCAACGCGACUACUGCUGCCAUUCAGGGCUCCGGUUGGGGCUGGCUUGGCUACAACCCGUCCACCAAAAAACUCGAGAUCGUCACUACCGCGAACCAGGAUCCCCUGAUCUCGCACACUCCUAUCCUCGGUGUUGACAUCUGGGAGCACGCCUUCUACCUUCAGUACCACAACGUCAAGGCUGACUACCUCAGCGCCAUCUGGAACGUUGUUAACUUUAAGGAGGCGGAGAAUCGUCUCACCGAGGCUUCUAAGUAAACAAUGCAUUGUAUAUCCUACUGAACCAAGUCAACCAAAUGUGAUUAGUCUGUAACAAUUCCGAAUAAGUCUAUAGUCCAAAACUGCAAACG
Messenger RNA from Coniophora puteana RWD-64-598 SS2, 775 nucleotides. RefSeq names its product manganese superoxide dismutase. Gene Ontology annotation, cellular component: mitochondrion. Gene Ontology annotation, biological process: superoxide metabolic process. Gene Ontology annotation, molecular function: metal ion binding; superoxide dismutase activity. NCBI's taxonomy places the organism in Eukaryota, Fungi, Basidiomycota, Agaricomycetes, Boletales, Coniophoraceae. The transcript has 5 exons. The coding region runs from base 21 to 683 and encodes 220 amino acids. The record is from RefSeq and is a predicted model, not a curated record.